AGGGCUCUCAAUGUGGUGCUGAUUAUCACUGCGUUGCCUCUUAGGAGGCGAACGAAUACUUCCAGGAUGUCUCUACCCGCGGUAAGCGUUGACUCCGGUGCCGGAACAUCGUCAACAAAAGCGAAGAAGAGAAUUUCCGCCAAUUCCACUACACCUCCUUCUCACAAGCCUAAGCGACACCCACCAGUUUCUCCAGCUUCAAGCCCAAUCUCGUGGUCCGAAUUAACAGAAGUCGCCUUGACUGCUAAAUGCCUCUGUUUGUGCCCCGAUCGCUCAAGAGUAAUCUCCGCCGAAGCGAACAUUCUCGACAAACUCACCGGUCUCGAAACGUGCCUGACACUGCUUAAGCGGCAGAAAACCGCCGGUUUCUUGUGUUCAUCCCUCGCAGAAUUCGUUGAAAGCUUUCUAACGGAAGCUGAAGACCCACCGGAGGAAUCCCUGGUCAACGUCAGUCUGUGCUCAGAAGACCCUUUUAUUUCAUAUGCUGCGAGCAGAGCUGCUCUUUCACUGUUCCGCUUUAAGAAGUCUUAUGCGAUUACUGGAUUUCAUCGCAUUCUGCGUUAUCUGACGAAUCGGAGCAUCGAGCAACCGACUGAUGGUGGCGUUCUGAAUUGUCUGCAACUGCUUCGGGAAGCUUGUUGUGUCAAAGAAUCGAAAGAAGAUGAGUCUGCGUGUCCUCCGGAGAGUUGCGAAAUGUGUCUGGUUGAAAGUGACGAAGAUAGCGACGAGAGCGAAUUCAGUUUCGGGGAAAGCGAAGACGAGGAUGGAGAGCCGGCGAGCAAAAGGAUCUGCUGGGAUGCGUCUAACGUGAAGCUGACUUGUUUGGAAAUUUUGGCGCGAUUCUGGCCCAGAGUGGUUUCUUGUGCGAAAGCCCGGGGUCUGGCGACUUCUUCCGCAUUCAUGUCGCUGUGGACGACCCUAGUAGCCAUUCAUUCGAACGUUCCCGAGAAAUGGGCUCGUGCUUUCGUUGCCCCAUUGGCCGGGUUCUUGCCGGACCUGGCUGCAUCCAGGGAUGUAAUUUCUUGGCGACAUGGACUCGACGUUUACAAUGAAGCCUUGUGUUACGGGAGCACGAUCGCAUUGCAGGAAGAUGUUCCCGAUGAGGCUUUGGCUCUUUCCAGAGUUGUUUUGAGGUCGAUUGGAACGCUUCUCGUAUCAGUGCCUUUAAACGAGGACUUCGCCGGUUUAGUGCCUUCGAGUUCCACAGAAGAGCCGUCGGUGUUGGUGUCCAAGACUGUGUUGCUUCUUCUCAAAGCCGCAGCAAUCCGAACGAAAGCCGGAGACUCAGUUAGUGCCGAAGAACUCGGUGGAAUGGAUUCUUGGGUGAAAACCCGACUUCAUUUCCAUCCGGAAACGGAACCCGCGGAUUGGAUCGUUCGGGUUCUGUCAUCCCAAGACGACGUGUUGGUCGAGUCCCUGGUGUGCCUGCUGGACAUUUACACUGCGAACCCGUCGCCGGCGUUGUGUCCUCACGGGUCUUUCAAGGCCCUGUUGGAGACCCUCGGCUACGAUUCCGCAGUGUUGCUGGAUUAUUUGGUAUCGGACGACACGUACUUUUUGCUGUACCUCUUGCGGUACAUGAAACUGGUGGCGAAAAGCACCGACGUAUUCGUGAACAGAAUGGGAUCGGAUUUCGGGAAAGUGGUGGAAGUGUUGCGGACCUUGCGCAAAUCCUUGGCUUCGUUGACGCGACAGAAACUGUUUCCCUACAACGACAUUCGAAGAUUUUUCAAGCCAUUAUCGUCCCCGAAACGCGGGGAUGUUCCGGGAGAACCCGACGAUGACAACAAACUCGCCAGGAAACGCAAGCGUUCCAAAGAACCCGGAGAACUGCCGAGGCGACGGAAUCGCCUGCAAUUGUUGGAGUCUUCUGACGAAGACGAAGAACCCGUCCAGGUCGCCACUAAGAAGUCCAGGGAAGAAAAGAAAAAGGAAACCAAGACUGUUCCUAUCCCGAAGAAGGAGAUUAAUCCCCAAGAGUUUUUUGGCGCGUCCAAGAAGCCCGUCGCUGAAGAAAACGUGCACGAAGACGAAGCUUUCAAGGAAACGCUGAGGAAGCUUGAAAACUCCAGUGUGUCUGCCGGAAAAAUAUCUGCUGAAGUUAGCGCAGAGAAAUCAAAGACCGAGAAGUCGAAACACCGCGAGGCGUCAACUGAGAAAUCGAAGAAGCACCGAGGUAAAUCAAACGACAAGAAUGGUGGUGAUAUAGACAAGGGCAAAUCGAAUGACAAGAAGGAAAAAUCAGGCGAGAAACACGGGGAAACAUCCGAUGAAAAGAAAAAGAAGCGCCGAGAAACAUCAGACAAAUCCAAAGAAAAGAUGCCUGGAAAAUCUGACGAGAAGAAGAAGGAAACGCCGAAGGCUGAUUCUCCGAAACCCGUUUCGAAAGAGAAGACGCCUACGAGGACUGAAGAAUCCCGUUCUGCUGCGAUCCGAACCCCGAGCACGGGGACUAAAGCGCAGCCAGACGAUGAUUUCACUGAUGCCAAUUCGGAGAAACGGAAAUCGAAUUAUUUGAAUUAUCAGAAGUAUCUUCAGCGAAGUGGCCCUCGGAAUCCUGGAACCAAAACCGUACCCGAGGGAACCGAAAACUGUUUCCAAGGCCUGUCCUUCGUCAUCACCGGUGUCAUGGAGAGUUUGACGCGAGAAGAAAUGGAAGAAAUCGUGAAGAAACACAACGGGAAAGUUGUUCAUUCGGUGUCGAGGAACACGUCAUACGUCGUCGUCGGUGAAGAACCCGGUCCUAGCAAAAUGAAAAAAGCCGAAACCUGCAAAACCAAGCUACUAACGGAAGACGAAUUCCUAGAUCUGAUUGUCACGUGUUCCGAAUCCGUUCCCAAGUCUCCUCCUCCAAAGUCCGAAGGCACUAAGAAAUCCAAGAAGAGGAAACGAGCCGAAGAUGACGUUAUUCCCGCGACCCCGAAAAUGUCCAAGAAAUCGGAGAAUGUUAUCAACGAAGCGAAGGAUUCGUCGAGGAAUGAAAAGUCGUCGUCGUCGUCGGGGAGCAGAAAACUGGAACAGAUUUCACCGACGGAAAAAGAAAUUGUGUCCCGUGAUGCGAAGAAGCCGAUUGUUAUUUCGAAAAUUGCUCCCGAGCCUUUGCCGCCGAAAAAAGUUUUCGAGGACGAUGGCAGUCCUCCUUGCCAAUUGUGGGUGGACAAGUAUCGACCCACGGAAGCCAGGUUGAUUAUUGGUCAACACGGUGACAGGAGUUGUGCGAAUAAGCUGCGUAGAUGGCUUCAGGACUGGCACAAGAACUUCGGAGAUCCAAACAAGAAAGUGAAAGCUGCUCCUCCGUGGUUCAAGGAUGAAUGGGGAGCCUCUUUCAAAGCUGCUUUGCUGUCUGGAUCACCUGGUGUUGGGAAAACGACCACGGCGACGGUCAUUGCCAAAGAACUCGGUUUUGAUCUUGUUGAACUGAAUGCCAGUGAUACCAGGAAUAAGAAGUCUCUGGAAGCCGAAGUCUCUGAAAUGGUUUCCUGCAAAGCCUUGGGAAAGGAUGCGCAGAAAAGUUCCUCGAAAAGAGUUGUGAUUAUGGACGAAGUGGACGGAAUGGCUGGGAACCAGGACCGUGGCGGAGUUGCGGAACUCAUCAAGUUGGUGAAAGUGUCGAGAGUGCCAAUUAUUUGCAUCUGCAACGACCGGAAUCAUCAGAAGAUCCGGUCUUUGGCCAAUUAUUGUUUCGAUUUGCGAUUCAGUAAACCGCGCACGGAACAAAUCAAGGCUGCCAUGAUGACUGUGUGCUUCAAAGAGGGAAUCAAGGUACAGUUUCAUCAACUCAUUGGAAGACAAAUUCCUCCA
This is a messenger RNA of Notodromas monacha, 3801 nucleotides long. Lineage: Eukaryota; Metazoa; Arthropoda; Ostracoda; Podocopida; Cyprididae. The record is from the annotation of a GenBank genome assembly.